Molecule: messenger RNA, 2775 nt
Organism: Folsomia candida
Lineage: Eukaryota; Metazoa; Arthropoda; Collembola; Entomobryomorpha; Isotomidae
Product: pickpocket protein 28
Exons: 13
Coding region: 57-2195 (712 amino acids)
Biological process (GO): sodium ion transmembrane transport
Cellular component (GO): membrane
Molecular function (GO): ligand-gated sodium channel activity
Source: RefSeq, a predicted model, not a curated record
AAAUAUUAUUCGCAUUUUUUUCAGUUUGCACAAAAAAAUAAAUUGCGAAAACGACCAUGCAAACGGUGGUAAUGAAGAUUCAAGAAGUGGAGAGAGCCGUGCGGAGAAAGUGUGAAAGAUUCAGAAGGAAAUUGACGUUUGGGAAGAUCACACCGUCUCCGACGACGACCGCGCUGCGAAGAAUUGUCAUCAACGGAUUGGGCGAUUCUGUCGUCCAAGACAUGGGUUCUCUCGAACGGUAUGCGUUCCGCCGCGUGGAAAAUAAUCCUCCGGAACAGUUUUUCAACGAGGAAAAUUGCAGCAGAUCUUCCUAUUUUUGUGCGUGCUGUGUCCCUUCAACGGCGGAUGGCGUGGCUGGAUCCACGUCGACGGCCACGUCCCCAGAUGACGACACGUUGCACAUGGACUUUUUUCGAAACACGAGUUUACACGGGCUUAAAUACAUUGGACAAAAGAAGCAGCAUUUGGUUGAGAGAAUUUUCUGGAGUGUCGCAUUCAUCACGGGACUUGUUAUUGCUUAUUGCAUGAUAAGCGAUGUUUGGAAAAAGUAUAAGUUAAAUUCCGUAAUUCUAACGUUCGCUCCGUUUGAUACCAAAAUUGAAGAAAUUCCAUUUCCGGCUAUUACAAUUUGCAACAUGAACAAAGUCUUGAAGAGCAAGGCAGUCCAGUUUAUGGAAGAAUCGAAAGGUUCUUCUCGACUUGAAGGGGUUCGUGCCGCUCGUGAAAAUUUAUUUUACCUAAAUCAUGUCUGUUCAUCGUCGAAAAGCUUUAGCAAAACUUUCAAUUACUCGGCAUCACGGGGGAAAAUUGACCAGUGGAGCUUACAUGUGACCAACAGGAAUGAAAAUAAUUACGACGGUGGAAAAGAAGACUUGUGGCAAUUUUUCUUGAAGGCGUCACCCUCGUGUUCCGACAUGAUCGUCAAAUGCACUUGGCAAGGAGAGGUCAAAGUGUGUUCCGAACUGUUCACAGAGAUUGAAACCGAUUACGGGAAAUGUUGCACUUUUAACAUGGCCCCACUCUCGGUCCUUUACAGAUUUAACGAAACAUCAAAACCGGAAAAUAAAUGGUGGAAUUGGGACGGAGAAAGUCUUUUAAAGAAACCGAAAAUGUAUGAAUUCGUAAAACCAGACGAUACUAGUGAACCACUUGAAAAAGAGGAGGACGACGCCAAAAAGGAAAGUGAUUACAAGGAAGAAACCCCAAGAAAGCAAAAAGUACCUGGAAAAUCGUUCGGAUUGUCGAUCCUCUUAAACCCCGAUUUAGACGAGUAUUUUUGUACUACAUCGGAUUCUGUCGGAUUUAGACUCGUAACACACUUGCCAAUUGAUGUCCCACACAUUAGCGAUCUUGGAAGCGCGAUAAAACCAAAUUCUGAGGUUUUCAUUAACAUCCGACCGGAAAUUACGAUCGGAGUAAAAGACGAGAUUAAAUCAUUUUCAUUGGAACAUCGCCAAUGCUACUUUAACGAAGAGCAUAAACUUGGAUAUUACAAUUACUACAGUUCCAGCAACUGCAUAGAUGAAUGCAUCGCCAAUUUAACGUAUCAAGAGUGCAACUGUAGAAGGCAUUAUCAGCCCGGCGAUGACCAAAAACCUCUCUGUGGACCCAAGCAAUUUCAAUGCGCUUCAAAUAUUAAGAAAAAAUUCGUGGAAAACUAUAAAACCCAGUGCAAGAUGUGUAUCCCUACCUGUUCGGAAAUUGUAUAUGCAAUCCAAUCCACUUACACGACCAUGCAGUCGUCAGAAAUUCUUUGGACCGAUUCGAAAAAUCAGUUAGCUGCUUGGGCUGAGAAAAAUGUGUCUAUCGUGCACAUUUAUUUUGGCGAAGGAUCCACUAAUGCAAAACUACGAAAAGAACUGUACGGUAUGGUGGACCUGAUCGCGAAUUUUGGCGGACUGAUGAGUUUAAGUCUCGGCUUUAGCGGGCUCAGCCUCGUCGAAGUCCUCUACUUUCUGACCUUGCGCCUCUGGUUCCGAGCACGAAGACGGCGACGACAACAACGCCGUCAAAACACCGGGAUGGCUCGCUCCGACACGACGACGGAACUUUUGACAAAUGAAAUUUCCUGCCUGCCGGCAUACAAAUCUCCAAAUAUUGGAUUUAAAAAAAUCGUGGAGUGCAAAAAUCAAAGAAAAACGCAAGGAUUGGAUCAGAUUUUGUACACCGUGGCAUUUUCCAAUCAUCAAAACUAACCAAUUUUUAACAGCGGCCGCGGAAGCAGUGGGGACAUCUGGGGACAUUAACAUUGUAGGAUAUGGGGAGGGAGGGGUUUAUAUAACAUGGGCAGAUGAUGAACAACCGUGGGGACAUUGUCCCUCUGUCCGCCCCCACGCUUCCGCGGCCAAUGUUCCAAAAAAGUGUAAUUGGAACAAUUUUAUGACGCGAUGAGACGAAUACUUAAUUAGUUUAUGGCUUUGGCUACUCCGUUGUACGUAUGUCUGCACUUAAUAAAACUAUUAAUAAAACUAUUUACGUAACGUAACGUCAAUUAAGUAAGCUACCUAUUAAAUUAUAGCUUGGCAAUUACAGCGGUUAUGCAACUUUCCACUCGAUCUGAUAUCUCGGUGCAUUGUUUAUUAUUAUCCCGGCAGAAAUAUAAUUGUAUACAAUCAACAGUUUACUAAAUAUUGCGUGGUGGUAGUAAAUUGGCUAUUUUUACAGUUCGGACUGUAAAUUAUUAAUUAGUCUCGUCUGGCUUAUCGGGUAUUUCCAAUGGCUCUAAAAAAUCGACGUGCUUAUUCCUGUCGUAAAAAUAAAUAGAUUUUAAAUGGA